Molecule: messenger RNA, 676 nt
Organism: Penicillium psychrosexuale
Lineage: Eukaryota; Fungi; Ascomycota; Eurotiomycetes; Eurotiales; Aspergillaceae
Product: 40S ribosomal protein eS30
Exons: 3
Coding region: 104-292 (62 amino acids)
Biological process (GO): translation
Cellular component (GO): ribosome; cytosolic small ribosomal subunit
Molecular function (GO): structural constituent of ribosome
Source: RefSeq, a predicted model, not a curated record
ACACAGGUCGCACUCCCAAUUUUGCACUCCCAAAUCGAGAUUCAAGAAUCGCUUCAUCACCAAACCACUUCCAUCUCCCGUUUAUCAACGUCAAUCAUCCAACAUGGGUAAGGUUCACGGCUCUCUCGCCCGUGCCGGUAAGGUCAAGGCUGCCACUCCUAAGGUCGAGCCCCAGGAGAAGAAGAAGAACCCUAAGGGUCGCGCCUACAAGCGUAUUCUUUACACCCGCCGUUUCGUCAACGUUACCAUGACCGGUGGCAAGCGCAAGAUGAACCCCAACCCCGGCCAAUAGAUUAUUCAAGUCGUUAAAACAACCACCUGAGCCGCGAUCGGCUAGCCGAGUUCUACGAUGAAAACCUUCGCAUGACCACGGCACGACCACGGCCCAAACGAACGAAAGCAUACCAGAUAUGGCUGGUACUUGUACGGAUGAUAUCACGCUUCUUCGUCUUCACUUGAAUUUUUUUUUUGCUGGCAACGGAUGGGUUUUUUUGGAGGCUGAUUCGCGGAAAUGGAUGAACACACAUGGUGGUCUGAGGAUGGAAAGCUGUGGCUGGAUGUGAGCUGUCUACGGGCAAUCCUCGCAGGCUGGACUUCAGAGUCACUUUUCGACUCAUUUCAUAGGCUGUCAUGAAUUGCAUUUCCGAUCCAGAAAUGGACUCUACCUCUUUUUCCA